Helianthus annuus (common sunflower) is the source of this 1618-nucleotide messenger RNA. Its product is annotated as IAA-amino acid hydrolase ILR1-like 6. Gene Ontology annotation, molecular function: IAA-Ala conjugate hydrolase activity. The record is from RefSeq and is a predicted model, not a curated record. Gene Ontology annotation, biological process: auxin metabolic process; jasmonic acid metabolic process. Lineage: Eukaryota; Viridiplantae; Streptophyta; Magnoliopsida; Asterales; Asteraceae. The coding region runs from base 61 to 1452 and encodes 463 amino acids. The transcript has 4 exons. Gene Ontology annotation, cellular component: endoplasmic reticulum.
CCACAUGUGCAAUAUUCCCCACUCAACUCCAUUUUUUCCCACCUCCGUCCUCCUCCACAAAUGGACCACCGGAAAACCACUUUCACCAUCUUCCUUUCCAUCUUUACUCUCGCCGCCGCUACCACCGCCGGCGAUCGCGCUCUCUCGUUCCUUGAACCAACAUGUUCUCAAACCGCUGAUGCAAUUGAAACCUUGAGAAACAGGACACCAGUUGUUUUUCCUCUUCAAAACUUCCAAUCGUGGUCCGAAUCAUGCAGCGUCUGGUCAGCGGCUUGCUCCGAAGAGAUUUUGACCGUUGCGAAACGACCGGAGAACGUACGGUGGUUGAAGAGUUUGAGGAGGAGAAUUCAUGAGCAUCCGGAGCUGGCUUUUGAGGAGUUUGAGACGAGUAAGUUGAUACGAAACGAGUUGGAUAAAAUGGAAAUUAGUUACCGGUUUCCGUUGGCUGUUACCGGAAUCCGAGCCACCAUCGGCACCGGUAAACCGCCGUUCGUCGCCGUCAGAGCCGAUAUGGAUGCUCUACCUAUUCAGGAAGCUGUUGAGUGGGAACAUAAAAGCAAAGUGGCCGGUAAAAUGCACGCUUGCGGGCACGACGCUCACGUAACGAUGCUUAUCGGAGCAGCCAAGAUCUUAAAAUCUCGUGAACAUCUUCUUAAGGGGACGGUUGUAUUGAUCUUUCAACCAGCAGAGGAAGCUGGAAAUGGUGCUAAAAGGAUGAUGGGAGAUGGAGCUCUUGAGGACGUUGAGGCGAUUUUUGCGGCGCAUGUAUCACAUCAGCAUCCCACAGGUGUGAUCGGGUCAAGGCCCGGCCCUCUUCUUGCAGGCUGUGGCUUCUUUAAAGCCGUUAUACAGGGCAGAACCGGAAAUCCUGUUUUGGCUGCCUCUGCAGCUGUCAUAAGCUUGCAGGGGAUCGUGUCCCGAGAAGCAAAUCCACUCGACUCACAAGUGGUUUCCGUGACCACGUUUAUCGGGGGUGAUGAUCUUAAUGUGAUGCCUGAUUCGGUCGUCUUAAAAGGAACACUUAGAGCAUUUUCGAAUACUAGUUUCUACCAGCUUGUUCGACGAAUACAAGAGGUAAUUAUUCAGCAAGCGAGCGUUUUCAAAUGCUCAGCAACAGUGGAUUUUUUCAAGAACCAGUCGACUAUAUAUCCACCAACGGUUAACGAUGAGAAGAUGUACGAACAUGUGAGAAAGGUCGCGACUGAGCUUGUUGGUCCAACGAGUUUUACGGUGGUACCCCCAAUGAUGGGUGCUGAGGACUUCUCGUUUUACUCAGAGGCAAUCCCUGCAGCGUUCUUUUAUAUCGGGAUAAUGAACGAGACAUUGGGUUCGACUCACACGGGUCAUUCCCCGUACUUCAUGAUCGAUGAAGACGUGCUUCCUAUCGGGGCUGCAACUCAUGCUACGAUUGCGGAAAGAUAUCUGAAUGAACACGGGGUUUUUGCUCAAUGAAUGCAGCAGGGGAUACACUGAUCUAAUGCUAGUAUAGCUGGUUGUGUUUUGGUCUGAUCCAAAUCCUGUUCAGAUCUUUAGUUUUUCCAUUAAGCCCUUAAUUAACGGAUAAUGGAUGGUUGUAUGUAGUAAGUGGUGAGUAAAAAUAAUUGUUUACUUUUUGUUA